Molecule: messenger RNA, 1575 nt
Organism: Helicoverpa zea (corn earworm)
Lineage: Eukaryota; Metazoa; Arthropoda; Insecta; Lepidoptera; Noctuidae
Product: opsin-1-like
Exons: 1
Coding region: 127-1263 (378 amino acids)
Biological process (GO): visual perception; G protein-coupled receptor signaling pathway; phototransduction
Cellular component (GO): membrane
Molecular function (GO): G protein-coupled receptor activity
Source: RefSeq, a predicted model, not a curated record
CGCCUCAACACGGGUUUGGUUACCUUACAGACUGGAGUAGUUCGUCUAACGAUUUUCUCCAGCAUCUUGUAAUAACCAUCUCGGCCGAGAACCCCCAUUUCAAAUUGAACACCAACCAACACGAAGAUGGCAGACAGUGGACCUGGGAUGGCAGCCCUCCAAGCCUGGGGAGGCCAAGCUGUGGCGCAUGGUGCGGCCAAUCAGACCGUCGUGGACAAAGUACCAGCUGACAUGCUCCACAUGGUCGACGCUCACUGGUACCAGUUUCCACCAAUGAACCCACUCUGGCACGCGCUAUUGGGAUUCACAAUCGGCGUUCUUGGCUUCAUUUCCAUCGCUGGCAACGGCAUGGUCAUCUACAUAUUCUCAUCGACAAAGAGCCUGAAGACUCCAUCCAACCUGCUGGUAGUGAACCUCGCAUUCUCCGACUUCCUCAUGAUGUGCGCUAUGGCUCCGGCUAUGGUUAUUAAUUGUUACAAUGAAACGUGGGUGUUUGGUCCAUUUGCGUGUGAACUCUACGGGUGCGCAGGCUCGCUAUUUGGAUGCGCAUCUAUUUGGACCAUGACCAUGAUUGCAUUCGACCGCUACAACGUCAUCGUGAAAGGUAUCGCCGCUAAGCCAAUGACCAAAUCCGGAGCUCUACAGCGCAUACUCGGGAUCUGGUUGUUCUCACUCGCAUGGACUCUGGCGCCCUUCUUCGGCUGGAACCGCUACGUGCCUGAAGGAAACAUGACCGCCUGCGGAACUGACUACUUGUCAAAGGAUUGGUUCAGCCGCAGCUACAUCCUUGUCUACUCCGUCUUCGUGUACUUCUUACCUCUUCUGCUCAUCAUCUACUCCUACUACUUCAUCGUCCAGGCUGUGACCGCUCACGAAAAGGCUAUGAGGGAACAGGCUAAGAAAAUGAACGUGGCUUCACUGCGAUCAUCCGAAGCGGCUAACACCAGCGCUGAGUGCAAAUUGGCCAAGGUGGCUCUGAUGACGAUCUCUCUGUGGUUCAUGGCGUGGACCCCUUACCUUGUGAUCAACUACACGGGGGUGUUCGAGAGCGCACCCAUCAGUCCUCUGGCUACAAUCUGGGGCUCACUGUUCGCUAAGGCUAAUGCCGUGUACAACCCUAUUGUAUAUGGUAUCAGCCAUCCCAAAUAUCGCGCUGUGUUGUACCAGAAGUUCCCGGCACUGGCUUGCACGGUGUCCCCUGACGAGGGCGGCUCCGUCGCGACUGGUGCCACUGUUGUCUCCGACGAGAAGCCUGCUGCCUAAACACAUCACAUCCCAGAUGAUCAAACUACGACCGUUGCGCGCCUGCCACUGGACGAAUGAUUUUGCCAUGAGUAUUUUCAUAUGUUUUAUUUUUGUAUAAAGCUGCUUCCCUUAACGGAUUCCUUUGCUCAACACCGAUGGUCGGCAUAGUUAUUGUAAAUUAUACCACCCUGUCGUCUCGGUGCCCUACCUGUGAGACUGCUCCUCCUAGAUAUAAGAGAUUUCGAAUUUAACGACGAAUCUGGCUCUGUACUUGUAUAUUUGAUGAAUAAACUUAUUUUAGCAAGGUUGGUAUUGACCACAUAAAAACAA